GUGGUUUGGUCACACUUCGCCGGCGAUAUUUCCGAUCGUUCUCUCUCCCCCCUCUCUCUCUCUCUCUACAGUUAAGCAACCCUAUAACCAGUUUUAGCUCUCUCGUUUUUUCUUCGCUUUUUUAGGGUUGCUUAACUGUGUCUGUGUCACUGUUUCGGAGUUCUAAAAGAGUCGGUAUGAGUUGAUGAUUCUGGUUAUGUUCUCUGUAUGAUAUUAAAAAUGUUAACUCUGAUUAUAUACUCUAUGUUAGCCGCAUGUGUGCUUCAAGUUAUUGGAACUAUGAUUAGCUAGCUGGUUUUCUCUCUAUUUGUUUUUUUUUUGUUUGAAGUUGAAUCAACUCUAGUUUGGAUUCUGAAGGUCUGCAUUGCUGCUUCGAGGACAGGCUUGUAGUGACUUUAGAAGAAAGCUUCAGAGAACAGCUGAGAGAUAUGGUAUGGCCUUUUUAUACUCAACUUUGUAGUAGGUUCUUGUUUAAGAUAUUUAACUUCUGUGGGGGCAGAAACUUUACUGAAAAUGAAUUAUAAUAUAAGAGAGAAGCUCUUCUAUGAUUGGCGCCAGUGAAUCAUGUGGGUAUCAGAGUUUCACCCGGGGUCCACAGUUCGUAGUUUUGUUAAUGGAAAGCUUUUUUUUUUUUUUUUUUUGCUUUUUGUAUCAUCAAUUUCAAAACUGAUAAGUUCUUUGUUACAGUCUUUUUCUAAUCAAAGUUUUUGGAUGGCUAAGAGCUCUGAGAUUCCUAGUGAUGGGGAGACGGCGUCUUAUGGUAAUGCUUCUAAGCGUCCUCAUCAGUGGCUUUUGGAUGGCUCUGAGUUACUUCCAAACAAGAAACAUGCAAUGGAAGCUCCUACCAGCAACUUGUUCUCUGAAGUGAUCCACUCGAAUGUCCCGGCUUGGGGAAACACUUUCUGUUUCCAGUCUAGUCCUCCUGGUCAGUUUACUGAACGGUUGUUUGACACUGUAACUGCAAGCUCACCUGAUAUUAAUGAUAAAAGCGUUCAUCCGGUUAACACUGAUCACUCUUUUGGUUUGUCAAUGGCACACACACUCGAGGACGAUCCUCAGAGUGGAGUUAGCUACGGUGGAAUCAGAAAAGUGAAAGUAAGCCAGGUGAAGGACUCUGAUAGUUUUGUAUCCACGACUAAUGCGUAUAGGGUUGAUGAGAAUGCCAUGUGCAUGGGUCUUGCAUUUGGUAAAGAAGAGGAGAAUAUGAUCGCUGAAAGCUACGAGAGGGAGAACAUCGUCUUUAUAUCAAUGGGGCAACCAUAUAAUGAUAAUAACAGUUUUGCUUCUGAUCUUGGUUUCGACAAAGUUGACACUAAUUUAAUAUCCAUGGGUCAAGGUAGCAUAAGCACACUAGUAGGUAGGGAUGGUGUAUAUAACAGGAGCAGUAACGCUGUGCAAGAGUCUUGUAAUAAGGGACAGAGUACACUCAUAUCUUUUGGUGGUUCCAGUGACGUUGUUGAUGCUAAUAACUCUGGCUACGAGUUCUUGAUGUCUCAAUCCACACCUCAGUUAUCUGAAACUCCAACCAACGUGCUUGGUAAAGAUGCUACAUUCUCUAGUAUUGAUGUCUCCGUGAAGAAAGAAGAAACAAAAGCGUCAAAGAAACUUCAGAGCAAUAGUUUCCCUUCUAAUGUAAGGAGUCUGCUGUCUACCGGUAUGCUUGAUGGAGUUCCAGUGAAAUACAUUGCUUGGUCACGUGAGAAGGAGCUUCAUGGUGUUAUCAAGGGCUCUGGGUAUCAAUGUGGAUGCGACUCGUGUAACUCCUCUAAGGUGGUGAAUGCAUAUGAGUUUGAACGGCACGCUGGUUGCAAGACGAAGCAUCCUAAUAACCAUAUAUACUUUGAGAACGGGAAAACCAUCUACGGGAUAGUUCAAGAGCUUAGAAACACACCGCAAGAUUUGCUGUUCAAUGUUAUCCCAACAAUGACUGGCUCCACCAUCAACCAAAAGUCUUUCCGUCUAUGGAAAGAAUCCUACUUAGCUGCUACACGGGAACUUCAGCGUAUCUACGGGAAGGAAGAAGGAUACCUGCUCUGAAUAGUCUUUGCAAGGUCUUGUACUCAUUGUUGGUAAAAUUCAAAACCAAUGGAGAAUUAAUGUUUUUCCCCCUUUCCAUUGGAUAAAUAAUAUGAGAACUGUUUCUAUUUUAUAUUUUACAUUCAUCAUAAACUAAAAAGAUGAAUGAAAUAUAUAUGUAUAUAUUCACAACUAUUCACCAUUAUCAUUAUCCUAGAGAUGAAGUUAAUUUUCAGUUCU
Messenger RNA from Brassica rapa (field mustard), 2256 nucleotides. RefSeq lists its product as uncharacterized. Gene Ontology annotation, cellular component: nucleus. NCBI's taxonomy places the organism in Eukaryota, Viridiplantae, Streptophyta, Magnoliopsida, Brassicales, Brassicaceae. Gene Ontology annotation, molecular function: histone binding; RNA polymerase II transcription regulatory region sequence-specific DNA binding; chromatin binding. Gene Ontology annotation, biological process: positive regulation of transcription by RNA polymerase II. The record is from RefSeq and is a predicted model, not a curated record.